Messenger RNA from Gastrolobium bilobum, 2550 nucleotides. Its product is annotated as protein unc-13 homolog. Lineage: Eukaryota; Viridiplantae; Streptophyta; Magnoliopsida; Fabales; Fabaceae. The record is from RefSeq and is a predicted model, not a curated record. The transcript has 5 exons. The coding region runs from base 28 to 2550 and encodes 840 amino acids.
CGAAGGGUGGUGGCGACGUGGGAGUUGAUGAGGCUGCAGAUGACGGUUUCCGAGCUCACUGACACCAGAGUCAGACGAUCCCUGCUCAGAGUAGCUGCUGGCAAGCUUGGAAGACGCAUAGAGUCAAUGGUUCUGCCGCUUGAGCUAAUACAACAAUUAAAGUAUUCAGAUUUUGGUAGUCAACAAGAUUAUGAGGCUUGGAUAAGGAGAAAUUUGAAGGUUCUUGAAGCAGGACUUCUCUUGCAUCCUCGCUUGCCAUUAGAUAAGGAAGACACUUCUGCACAGCGCCUGAAGCAUAUAAUCCAUGCAAGCCUUGAGAAACCCAUGGACAUUGUGAAGGAUAGUGAGUCAAUGCAAGCACUCCGGAAUGUUGUUAUGUCUCUUGCUUGCAGAUCUUCUGACGGGUCUGUUUCUGAUACAUGCCACUGGGCUGAUGGAUUUCCACUUAACCUGAAGAUCUAUCAAACUCUCUUGGAAGCAUGUUUUGAUAAUCAUGAAGAAACCUCUGUUAUAGAAGAGGUUGAUGAGGUCUUAGAGCUCAUUAAGAAGACCUGGGCUAUCCUUGGAAUGAAUGAGAUGCUACAUAAUAUUUGUUUUUGCUGGGUCUUAUUUCAUCGGUAUGUUGCCACUGGUCAAGUACAAAAUGAUCUUCUGUUUGCAUCAAGUAAUCUAUUGGCAGAACUUGAGAAAGAUGCUAAGGCCAUGAAAGAUCCAUUUUACUCAAAAUUCUUGAGCUCCACAUUGAAUUCGAUAUUAAGUUGGGCAGAGACAAGGCUCCUUGCCUACCAUGAUACUUUCCAUGAUGGUAAUAUUGAAUCAAUGCAAAGUGUUGUUUCUGUUGCUAUGUCUUCAGCAAAUAUAUUGGUUGAAGAUAUCUCUGCUCAGUAUAAUAGGAUGAGGAAAGAAACUGAUGUAUCCUGCACCAGAGUUGAAAAUUAUAUUAGAUCAUCGUUGCAUGCUGUUUUCGCUCAGGCAAGUUCCACCAUUCAAAACCCCAGAAAGCAUGUAUCUAUACAACAGAAUAAAGGCUUUCUCAAUCUUUCCGUCCUUGCCCGAGACAUCAGCAAACUAGCUUUUAAUGAGAAGGCGAUAUUUAGUCCCAUACUGAAGAGGUGGCAUCCAAUUGCAGCUGGUGUUGCUGCUGCUACCCUUCAUGUGUGUUAUGGGAAUGAGUUGAAGCAAUAUGUCAGUAGUGUUACCAAUUUGACACCUGAUGCUGUAGAAGUGCUGUUGGCUGCUGACAAGUUAGAGAAAGAUCUGGUACAGAUAGCAGUGGAGGAUUCAGUUGACAGUGAAGAUGGUGGGAAAUCCAUUAUAAGGGAGAUGCACCCUUAUGAGGCUGAAGCUGUAAUUGCCAAUCUGGUCAAGUCAUGGAUUAAAACCAGAGUGGAUAGACUGGAGGAAUGGGUUGACACAAAUCUACAACAAGAGGUAUGGAAUCCACAUGCAAAUAGAGAUUGCUUUGCUCCUUCUGCUGUUGAAGCUCUACGAAUCAUAGAUGACUCCCUGGAAGCGUUCUUUCUGUUGCCUAUACCCAUGCAUGCAGUUUUUCUUCCUGAAUUGAUGUCUGGUCUUGACAAAUCUCUCCAACAAUACAUUUUGAAGGCCAAAUCCGGCUGUGGGAAUCGUAAUACUUUCAUCCCAGUUAUGCCUGCUUUGACUCGUUGUUCGACAAGAUCAAAAUUUAAGGAUGUAUUUAGGAAAAAGGACAAGUCACAAGUGACUCAGAGGAGGAAAUCCCAGAUUGGAACUACAUAUGUAGAUAGCUCAUUGGGGUUACCCCAGCUUUGUGUUCGCAUCAAUACCAUGCAGCGCAUUGGCAUGGAACUGAAGGUUUUGGAAAAGAGGACAAUUACCCGUCUUGAAAGUUCUGAAUCCACUAGAGAGUAUGAUACAGAGGCGGGGUUUAAGUUCAAGCUAUCUGCAGCUGCUUCUGUAGAAGGUAUCUAUCAACUCUCUGAGGCUAUUGCUUACAAGGUGAUUUUCCAUGAUCUAUGUCAUGUUCUUUGGGAUGGCCUGUAUGUUGGUGAAGUUUCAUCGACUAGGAUUGAGCCUUUUCUUGAGGAGCUUGAGCAGUGCUUGGAGAUUAUAUCGUCAACAGUGCAAGAAGGAGCCAGAACGCGUGUUAUUACUGAGUUAAUGGAGGCUUCUUUUGAUGGGUUCCUUUUGGUUUUGUUAGCUGGAGGUCCAGCACGCGCUUUCUCUCUUGAAGAUUCUGCUAUAAUAGAGGAAGACUUGAAGCUUCUCACUGAUUUGUUCUGGUCCAAUGGAGAUGGUUUACCUGCUGAAUUGAUAGAAAAGCUUGCUACCACUGUUAAAGGUGUGCUUCCCCUGUUUCGCAUGGAUACUGAGCACUUGAUUCAGCAAUUCAGCAAGGUUACUCUGGAAAUGUAUGCUUCUUUAGACAAAUCCCAGUUGCCAUUGCCUCCAACAUCUGGUCAAUGGAGUCCAAGAGAACCGAACACUCUUCUCCGAGUUUUGUGUUGUCGGAAUGAUGACAAAGCUGCUAAGUUCCUUAAAAAGAACUUCUACUUGCCUAAGAAAGUCUAA